Molecule: messenger RNA, 1395 nt
Organism: Lathyrus sativus (Indian pea)
Lineage: Eukaryota; Viridiplantae; Streptophyta; Magnoliopsida; Fabales; Fabaceae
Source: the annotation of a GenBank genome assembly
AUGGCAUUUCCUAUUUUACUCCUUCAUCUUACUUUUUUCACCUUCAAUAUUUUCUCUUCUCAUUCUCAUCCUCAUUCUCAUGCUGACAGAAUCAUUUCCCUCCCUGGACAACCUCACAACACAGCCUUUCAACAAUUCUCAGGCUAUAUCACUGUUGAUAACAAAAAACACAAGUCACUUUUUUACUAUUUUGCUGAAUCAGAAACUGACCCUUCUUCAAAGCCUCUUGUUCUUUGGCUCAAUGGUGGACCUGGCUGUUCUUCUCUUGGAGUUGGUGCAUUCUCAGAAAAUGGUCCCUUUAGACCAAAUGGUGAAUUUCUUAUCAAAAAUGAACAUAGUUGGAACAAAGAGGCAAAUAUGCUGUAUUUGGAGACACCAAUUGGAGUUGGUUUCUCUUAUGCAAAAGGUAGUUCUGCUUAUACAACAACAGUGAAUGAUGAGGAAACAGCUAGGGACAAUCUUGUUUUCUUGGAAGGUUGGUUUGAUAAGUUUCCUCAAUAUAGAAACAGAGAUUUGUUUCUAACUGGUGAAAGUUAUGCAGGUCAUUAUGUUCCUCAACUUGCUAAGCUUAUGAUUGAAAUGAACAAGAGAAACAAGAUUUUCAAUCUCAAAGGCAUAGCUUUGGGGAAUCCAGUUCUGGAAUAUGCAACUGAUUUCAAUUCAAGGGCUGAAUUCUUUUGGUCACAUGGACUGAUAUCAGAUUCAACUUACAAUAUGUUCACUAGAGUGUGUAAUUACUCUCGCUAUGUUAGCGAGUACAAUAGAGAUUCAGUUUCAUCUGUUUGUUCAAACGUUAUGGGAUUGGUGAGCAAAGAAACUAGUAGAUUUGUGGAUAAAUAUGAUGUGACUCUUGAUGUCUGUAUUUCCUCUGUGUUGUCACAAUCUAAGGCUAUUUCUCCUGAACCUCAACAAGCAAAUGAGAUGAUAGAUGUGUGUGUGGAUGACAAGGUUACAAACUACUUAAACAGGAGAGAUGUGCAAGAAGCACUUCAUGCAAAGCUCGUCGGAGUUCGCAAGUGGGAUGUAUGCAGCAAUGUUUUGGACUAUGAUGUACUUAACUUGGAAGUGCCAACACUUCCUAUUCUUGGAUCACUGAUAAGAGCUGGAAUUAAGAUCCUAAUUUACAGUGGAGACCAAGACUCAGUAAUUCCACUAACCGGAAGCAGAACCUUAGUUCAAAAAUUGGCCAGACAAAUAGGACUGAAUACAACAGUCCCUUACCGAGUCUGGUUUGAAAGACAACAGGUUGGUGGAUGGACUCAAGUGUAUGGAAAUAUUCUCUCAUUUGCCACAGUGAGAGGUGCAGCACAUGAAGCUCCUUUCUCACAGCCAGAAAGAUCACUCGUGCUAUUCAAAUCAUUCUUGGAAGGAACCCCUUUGCCUGAAGUUUUCUGA